Molecule: messenger RNA, 2413 nt
Organism: Sphaeramia orbicularis (orbiculate cardinalfish)
Lineage: Eukaryota; Metazoa; Chordata; Actinopteri; Kurtiformes; Apogonidae
Gene: eefsec
Product: eukaryotic elongation factor, selenocysteine-tRNA-specific
Exons: 8
Coding region: 73-1821 (582 amino acids)
Biological process (GO): selenocysteine incorporation
Molecular function (GO): GTP binding; GTPase activity; translation elongation factor activity
Source: RefSeq, a predicted model, not a curated record
UUUCAUUUCCGUCAGUGUUACAGUCUGUCUGGUGCAGUAGAAACUGCGAGAAACUUGUCAACAGGAGGCAAAAUGUCAGAGUCAGCUGACAGUCACACUAAGACUCUGAACUUCAACAUCGGGGUGCUGGGGCAUGUUGACAGCGGGAAGACGUCGCUUGCCAGGGCGCUGAGCAGCACUGCCUCCACCGCCGCCUUCGACAAGAACCCGCAGUCCCGGGAGAGAGGCAUCACACUGGACCUGGGCUUCUCCUCCUUCACAGUGAAUCUGCCGGAUCACCUGAGGCAGGAGAGCGGAGGGCAGCCGUAUGACAGCCUGCAGUUCACCCUGGUCGACUGCCCGGGACACGCCUCUUUGAUCCGGACCAUCAUUGGAGGAGCACAAAUUAUAGACCUGAUGAUGCUCGUCGUUGAUGUGGUUAAAGGGAUACAGACUCAGACUGCAGAGUGCCUGCUGAUUGGAGAGCUGACAUGCCCACGCAUGGUGGUUGUUCUUAACAAAACAGACCUGCUGCCACCCAACAAGAGACAGAGUGCCAUUGAGAAAAUGACCAAGAGACUCCACAAAACUCUGGAGAGCACCAGGUUUAAGGACUGUCCUGUGAUUGCUGUGGCAGCAAAGCCUGGAGGCCCUGAGGCUCCUGAUACUGAGGAGCCACAGGGAGUUCCAGAGUUAAUUGAGCUUUUGAAGAAACAGACGUACCUUCCUCAGAGAGACCCUGGAGGCAACCUUCUGAUGGCCGUGGACCAUUGUUUCUCCAUUCGAGGCCAGGGGACAGUGAUGACUGGGACCAUCCUACAGGGGUCGCUGGCUAUAAAUGACACAGUGGAAAUCCCAGCACUAAAGGUCACCAAGAAGAUAAAAUCGGUGCAGAUGUUUCGGAAGCCGGUGUCAGGGGCCAUGCAGGGGGAUCGUGUUGGUGUCUGUGUGACACAGUUUGACCCUAAACUGUUAGAGCGUGGUGUUGUGUGCACCCCGGGGUCCCUGCGAACCCUCUACGCAGCAGUCAUAUCUGUCAGGAAGAUUGGCUACUUCAAGGGCUCUCUUGCCACUCGUGCCAAAUUUCACAUCACAGUGGGUCAUGAGACUGUAAUGGCAAGGGUGACCUUCUUUGGGCUGCCACCUGUGGAUGUACCAGACAUGACCCAGCUUGUCAUUCAGCCCAGUUCGCUGGAAACACCUUUCACCUUUGACAAGGAGUAUUUCUACCAAGACGAAUAUGUCACCGCUCAAGGACAGGCCAAUUCUGGACCUGACCCAGAUCAAUGGGCUUUGUUAGAGUUUGAGCGGCCAGUCACAUGUCCCUCUCUCUGCCUGGUGAUUGGCUCAAAGUUGGACACUGACAUUCAUGCUAACGCAUGUCGGUUGGCCUUCCAAGGACGUCUAUUACAGGGCUUUGAAGAUAAAAGCUAUGCAGAGACUGCCCUGCCUCGCCUCCGCAUCUAUAAGAUGAAACACAAAGAGGGACAGGUGGAAAGGGUGACCGAUGAUUAUACUGUGAUUGGCCGCAACCUGUUCAAGAAGGAGACAAACCUCCAGCUCUUUGUGGGACUGAAGGUCAUGCUGUCGUCAGGAGAGACUGGCGUUAUUGAGGGUGGGUUUGGACAGAGCGGAAAGUUCAAGAUUCGGAUACAAGAGGGUCUUCAUCCAGAAACCAAACAGCUCUUGUCCUCUACCACUAAGAAGAAAGGCAAAGCUGGAGGUAAAGGUGGACAAGCAAAUGAAGAGGAGCCCAAAGCCUCAGAGUCUCAACCUGUUGGCAUUCACUUACAUUUCAAGCGCUACAUUUUUGAUCCCCAUAAAAAGAUGGUUCAGUCUUGACCUCUGUCCAGCUUUCAGACUGACACUGUGACUGACCCAGUGGUUGAGACAGGCACAGAAGGGGCAGCUCUCAUUAAGGUCGGGGGAAUUCUGGCCACUUAAAUUUUUUUUACAGAUGGAGACAGUCUGCGAAAUGCAAUGAUCAUGGAGCACUGAACACGUGAAAGUGAUUCUUUUACUCCCCUAAAUGGACAUGGACUGGAAAUGGAAGCUGCUUGUAAUUUUCAGAUAUAUUUAAGUCAAAAAAAAAAACCUGAACAUGUCUUAUCAGUUGCUGAACAGUAAGCUUUUUUGUCUGUAUAUUUCUUAAUUCAGCUUAACCCAGUUAGCAUUAACACAAUUAAUUCAUGAGCAUUAUUACAACAUUACCAGUCUUUUUGGGUUUAAAGGUCUCAUUAUGUUUCAAUCUCCUGCUGUGUGAUUGAGUAACUUUCUUUUCUGAUUUUCUGAUUUUAAUUUUUUAUGUUUUUCCUUCAUGGCAGCAUUUCAUUUUAUCAGGGGUAGUAAUUGUAUCAGAGGUUGUUUAGGUUGAAUUAAAUAUUAAGCUUUUCAGAAAGCUAGAUAAAUAAAGCAAACCCAUGCUGAAACUUGA